Molecule: messenger RNA, 2532 nt
Organism: Gasterosteus aculeatus aculeatus (three-spined stickleback)
Lineage: Eukaryota; Metazoa; Chordata; Actinopteri; Perciformes; Gasterosteidae
Source: RefSeq, a predicted model, not a curated record
AUGAUUCUCCAGCUCGGGCGCAACCUGAGCCGCUUGGCCCCCGCUCUCAGUCGCAGCGUCCACUCCGGCACGCGUCCCGCCUCCACGGCCGCAAACAAACUGAGGUCCGACCGCCCGCUCACCUCGGAGGAAAUCUACGCCCGCGAGGACAAGUACGGAGCGCACAACUACCACCCGCUGCCCGUGGCCUUGGAGAGGGGGGAAGGUAUCUAUUUGUGGGACGUGGAUGGCUGCCGGUAUUAUGACUUCUUGAGCGCCUACAGUGCAGUGAACCAGGGCCACUGCCACCCGAAGAUCAUCGCCGCGCUCACCGCCCAAGCCUCCAAACUCGCCCUGACCUCCCGCGCGUUCUACAACGACGUGCUGGGAGCCUACGAGGAGUACAUCACCGGCCUGUUUGGCUACGACAAAGUCCUACCCAUGAACACAGGUGUUGAAGGUGGUGAGACGGCCUGCAAGCUCGCCCGCAAAUGGGCCUACAAUGUGAAGGGGGUUCCCAAAAAUCAGGCCAAAAUCAUUUUUGCGGAGGGAAACUUCUGGGGCCGCACCAUGGCGGCCAUCUCCAGCUCGACUGACCCCAGCAGUUACGAAGGUUUCGGCCCCUUCAUGCCGGGCUUCGAGCUGGUCCCAUACAACGACAUCCCUUCACUGGAGAAAGCUUUUCAAGACCCCAACGUUGCCGCUUUCAUGAUGGAGCCCAUCCAGGGCGAGGCGGGGGUGGUGGUGCCGGACCAGGGCUACCUGACCAAAGUCAGAGACCUUUGCACCAAAUACAACGUGUUGUGGAUCGCCGACGAGGUGCAGACGGGCUUGGCGAGGACCGGCCGGCGCCUGGCUGUGGACCACGAGGAAGUCCGCCCCGACGUUGUGAUUCUGGGCAAAGCUCUUUCUGGAGGCGUUUACCCCGUGUCUGCCGUGCUGUGUGACGACGAGGUAAUGAUGACCAUCAAGCCAGGAGAACACGGCUCCACGUAUGGCGGCAACCCUGUGGCCUGUCAGGUCGCAAUGGCCUCACUGAAGGUGCUUGAGGAGGAGAAGCUGGCAGAGAACGCCGAGAGGAUGGGAGCGCUGCUGCGGAGCGAGCUGAGCAAACUGCCCAAAGACAUCGUGACAGCCGUCAGAGGGAAAGGCCUCCUCAAUGCCUUCGUCAUUAAGGAGACUAAAGACUACAAUGCCUGGAAGGUGUGCUUGCGACUUCGUGACAACGGACUGCUGGCCAAGCCCACCCACGGUGACAUCAUCCGCCUGGCGCCUCCCCUCAUCAUCAAAGAGCACGAGCUGCGCGAUUGUAUCGAUAUCAUCCAGAGAACCAUCUUGUCCUUCUAAAUUACAACCUGACGCAGAAUUCAAAGAUAGGUAGAGCUAAACAUGAUGUAGCUUUCUAUUAUUAUUAUUUUUAAAAUAUUUUAGUUCAAAGAGUUCUUUGAUGCGUACUCUGGUAGGAAUGCAGUACAAAGUUGUGGAGUGCGCUUCUAUGAGACUGUAUCAACACUUUUGUACAUAAACCGCUGUAAAGAAGAGGUUCCUGAAACCCAAGCAAAAAACUAUUUUAAGUGUUCAAUAUUUCAUUUUAGGGUUGACCCGAAUGCCUCGACGCUUCAGCCAUGGCAAUCAAAUCUAUAUUUGAAAGCAUAUUUGACCUCAAAUAUGAAAAUCCCCAAAUAGCCUGUAAAAUGAAGUCUAGUAAGCUCAACAUUAUAGUGAAUCACUUUAGUUAUGAAGACAUUAACGUUGUUUGUGUCUGUGCCAUUGUCCAGGCAGCAGAUGAGAUGUUACGUUUUCUAACCCUCUUUUAAUUUAUGUUAACGGCCACGUUGUAUUUAUUAAUUUGUAUAUGAGCGAGUUCAUUUUUAUGGACUGCUGUGGUGAUUAUUGCACAUUUAGUAGCUUUUGACAUUUUGGUAAAUGGGUGUCCUUGAAGUCGGACAAGGACAAAUCCCUCAUUGGAGAAUAAUUGCAAAGUAAAUCUUGGCAGCGUGCAUCUGUGUCACUGAAGCUUUAAAGUCUCGGGACAGAACUAGAUAUAAUAUAUUGACGUAAAUAGUUUACAUGCUUGUCUUCAAUAAAACCUUUUUAAUUAUAAGAAGGAUAUGUGAAGCUUUUGGGAAGGCGUGCAGUUGGAAGUUACAAAGAUCUGUUCUGAUCUGUUAAGUAUUAAGUCUGACUGACUGAUCGACGUUGGAAGUACAAGUUAAUAUUGCACCUACGCUUUGUGUUGUUUUUAUGUAGAGGGCCAGCUAGUCUGGGUCAUUUUUGAAGUAUUCCAGAGCAGGGUUUCUCCACAAUUGGGAAAAUGCCUUAAUGUAUAUGGAAUUUUCAGAUUUCGAGAACUUGCAAAUUUUGGUGAAAUUAUUUUAUUUUUCCCAAACACUUUUUUGAAGUACUUUUAAUUACCAAUAUCUGUAUGUGUAGCACAUUGUUGUCAUUGAACAUUUUGAUGGAUCUGAUGGACAUUGUCUUUCAAAGGCAAUAUCCCCUUUUAGUUAUUGCCUAAUUCACUAAUCUUCAAAUAAAUUAAAAAAAUAAACAGUC